Messenger RNA from Cotesia congregata, 953 nucleotides. Lineage: Eukaryota; Metazoa; Arthropoda; Insecta; Hymenoptera; Braconidae. The record is from the annotation of a GenBank genome assembly.
UCUAGCUAAUAUGUCAUUCUUAUAUACAGCUGAUAAUGGUUAUUUAGUAAACUACAAUACUAAUUCCAAUCCUUUCAUACUAAUCACAACGGUUUGAUAAGCUUACGGUAAAAUGUAAGUACGACCUUAUUAGCUUCUGUCAAACAGUUACUUUUAUACUCAUGUAAUGGAGUAGUUAUGAUGUUGAUUAAAAAUUGGCUGUUUUUUACAAUUAGUUCUGUCUUUUUUAUAUACUGCGUGAAAAUUUCGGCAUCAUUAGGGCGUAUUGUUGGGGGUGUUAUAACUUCUGCUGAAGAACAUCCGUACAUGGUGUCUCUUAGAUUUCGUGAUAAACAUAUUUGUGGGGGUACUAUUGUAUCCAAUCGUUACAUCCUUUCUGCUGCACAUUGUCUUGUUAGAAUUUCGCCAUUUUUAUUCACCAUCAUAGCUGGAAUAAGUUCUCAACACGAAAUAGGUGACGUCUAUUUCGUUCACUUUCCAAUAGUCCAUUCCUUUAACAUAAACGAUGGCUCUAAUGAUAUUGCUCUUCUUAGAACAACAUCCAAUAUUAGAUUUCAUGAUAAAGUUCAGCCGAUUGAGCUUACUGAUGUAGAUAUUAAUGAAGAUAAGUAUCCAGUGACCAUGAUUGGUUGGGGCCGUCUUGAGUAUACCGGGCCAACUUCAGCGUACUUACAAAAAAUAGAUUUGAAUAUUAUUGAUAAUAUAACUUGUAAGCGAGAGUGGACAUUUAUAAAUGAAGGACAUAUUUGUGUGGCAACUACUUUUAAGCAAGGAAGUUGUUUAGGGGAUUCAGGUGGCCCGAUAAUUGCCAACGAUCGGCAAAUCGGAAUAAUUUCCUUUGGAAAAAUGUGUGCUGCAGGAAAACCUGAUGUUGCUACCAGAAUUUAUCAUUAUUUUGAUUGGGUUCGCAGCUAUGUUUUAUUUUAACUUGUAUAACCAAUAUAUAAAGAGAC